Messenger RNA from Tachyglossus aculeatus (Australian echidna), 1275 nucleotides. It is a transcript of the gene LAMP3, whose product is annotated as lysosomal associated membrane protein 3. The coding region runs from base 1 to 1236 and encodes 411 amino acids. NCBI's taxonomy places the organism in Eukaryota, Metazoa, Chordata, Mammalia, Monotremata, Tachyglossidae. The transcript has 7 exons. Gene Ontology annotation, cellular component: membrane. The record is from RefSeq and is a predicted model, not a curated record.
AUGAAGCGACGGGUUUCGGCAGUGGUCGUGCUCUCCGUGAUCUUUGUGGCAAUUUUCUGCUAUUAUAGACCUCCAACAGAUACAUUUCCAAAAAUAAAACUACAGUUACUGGCCAGAACAUCAGCCACACAGACACCUGCGAAAACCUCCCUGUGCCAGCCAGACAACCAGACAACACAAAGAGCAGCCUCAAACACUUCCCCCAGCACUCAAACAAGUCACACAACUUUAAAGGCCAACCCGACAGCCUUCCCAACAACUGUAAAAAGCAAACCAGCAACCUAUGCUGGGAGAAUAACCACAACUACCCACAGCGUCACACAGACAACCUCCGCAGCCCGCACGGCCACAGUCACUACCACGCUCACAACUCGGCCGACAUCCACCACACCCGGAGCCGGACGGCCGACCACCCUAACGCCGUGUGCGAUUGUAACAACUCCACCAACGGUCAGUUACACAACUAAUGGAAUCACGGGGACAGAAUCGGCCGUCAGUCAGACGGUGACAGCCGCCCCGACUGCUAACAGCACGAGCAAUCACACAGUUACAAAAACCACCCACGCCAUAACAACAACAUCAGAAGCCCACAACGUCACACAAACGACCUGGCUAACAACAACCCCGGCCGGACCCACCCUCGCCCCCCGACCUUCUUCCCCCACAGUUGGGACCUAUCGGGUUUCCAAUGGAUCGAGGAUGUGCGUUAAGGCGGUGAUGGGUAUUCAGUUGAUUGUUCAAGAUCAACAGAAGGGCUACUUCAAUAUUGACCCCAAUGCCACCAAGGCGACUGGGGACUGUGGAACUUGCAAAGUUAAUCUUCUCCUGACUUUCAGUAGUGGAUUUGUGAAUUUCAAUUUUACAAAGGAUGGAGGCUCAUAUUAUAUCAGCUCAAUAGAAGCACGUUUGACUGUCUCGUCUCCAAGAAUGGAUCACCAUGGAGUGAAAAAGGAUGUUCAGUGGUUUAAGACAUUGGUUGGGCAUUCUUUCCAGUGCCUCAGCACCCAGAGUGUUCAACUUGGGAAUGACCUGCAGCUGCAAACAGUCAAUGUCCAACUCCAAGCAUUCGACAUUACAAGAGACCAGUUUGGGAACGCAGAUGAAUGCUUCAGUGACAGGAACAGGAGAGCAAUCCCUGUGGCUGUGAGCCUGAGUAUCACAGGAUUGUUUGUGGUUUUGCUUGUUACCUGCCUGGUGACCAGAAAAAGCCCUGCUAGAGGAUAUGAACGCAUCUAAAGUUCCCACCUUCUUCAAAAUUGGACGAGUGCUCACGUG